GUUUAUCCGACGUACGACUUCGCCUGCCCUAUUGUGGAUAGUGUGGAAGGAGUAACUCAUGCUCUCCGUACAACUGAGUAUACUGACAGAGAUGAUCAGUAUUACUUCAUUUGUGAUGCUCUGGGUAUUCGUAAACCACAUAUUUGGUCAUAUGCUCGUCUGAAUAUGACAAAUACUGUGAUGAGUAAACGCAAGUUAACAUGGUUCGUCGAUGAGGGUCAUGUCGAGGGCUGGGAUGAUCCGCGCUUUCCCACUGUACGCGGUGUAAUGCGGCGAGGAAUGACGGUUGAAGGUUUGAAACAGUUCAUCAUAGCUCAGGGUGGCUCGAGAUCGGUUGUGAUGAUGGAAUGGGACAAGAUAUGGUCAUUCAACAAGAAAGUGAUUGACCCAGUAGCACCCAGGUACACAGCUCUUGAAACGGCGUCGCUUGUACCCGUCUUUAUCUCCACACCAGUUGUUGUCGAAGAAGUUCAAGUUCCUCUUCACCCAAAGAAUGCCGACGUUGGAAAGAAGACGGUGUGGAGGAGUGCAAAAUUGUUGGUGGAACAAGUUGAUGCACUUGAGAUGAAAUCUGGAGAUACGGUUACUUUUGUCAACUGGGGCAACCUUAAGAUCGUCUCAGUAGAUAAGAAAAAUGGUGUUGUCACAGAAAUUCAUGCGGUUUUGGAUCUUGCUAAUCAGGACUUCAAGAAGACAAUGAAGGUGACAUGGAUUGCCGAAGCUGAGGAACCCAGCGCCGCAUGCAUUCCAGUUAUGACGAUUGAGUAUGAUCACAUCAUUAGUAAGGCUGUUGUUGGCAAAGAAGAGGACUGGAAGAAUUUCAUCAACUAUGACUCAGUGCAUUUCACCAAAAUGCUUGGCGAACCGGCAUUGCGAAACGUGAAGAAGGGCGACAUUAUUCAGCUGCAGAGAAAAGGAUUCUACAUAUGCGAUCAUGACUAUCAGGCGAAAAGCGAGUUUAGGUAA
This is a messenger RNA of Cooperia oncophora, 966 nucleotides long. The record is from the annotation of a GenBank genome assembly. NCBI's taxonomy places the organism in Eukaryota, Metazoa, Nematoda, Chromadorea, Rhabditida, Trichostrongylidae.